Molecule: messenger RNA, 2691 nt
Organism: Metarhizium acridum CQMa 102
Lineage: Eukaryota; Fungi; Ascomycota; Sordariomycetes; Hypocreales; Clavicipitaceae
Source: RefSeq, a predicted model, not a curated record
AUGCCACAACGAAGUCGCCAUCAGGACCUCGAUUUUGAGAUACACGUCGACCCAUCCUCUGCAAGCGAGCCUAUGGAUGAGAAACUGCCUACAAUGGAGCAUGAGGAUGUAGCUGGUGCCGAGGAGGCGACUCCUGCUGAGCAGGGCUCGCAUGCUAGUGCUAGUGAAGACGAUACGAUAACAAACAAUGGAGAAAUCAAGCAGAGUGUGGAAGAAACAGACGCAGACGACACACCUGCUGAAGAUUCGCUACUGAGCAAUGAAGAUUUGCAGCCGACGGUGGAGGAGGUCGCCGACAACCCUGAGGACGAUUCGGUACUUGAUAGCAAUGUCUGGGCCGAAGAGGAUGGCCCCGACUCACGGAGGGAAUCCGCCUCGUCGAACAUGGAGGAUUUUGAUGGCGAUAUUGGGAGGCGGCACUCCAUGCGAACCGAGGCGCUGAUUCACGCAGCGGCUAAAAACAUUGUAGAAGCCGUUGCCGAUGCCCCUCGUGAUUCUAUUCAAAGCGCCGCCUCAGCACCCGAAGAGGAAGAAACAAGCUUCGCUACCGAGUCUUACACUGAGAGUCAUCGACAAUCCCUUGGAGCAGAAUCGGAGGCUGGUCAUAGCCAAGCCUCGGAGGACCAUGCCGCACACACCGCUCAUGCAGACGAGGGUGGGGAUAGUAGCUCCCAUCACGAGCAUGAGGAUGAUGUCUUCAGCGACAAUAGUCCUCGAAGCUCAAUGGGGUCCAUGUCUGAGGCCGAGCGCGACGGUGCCAAGCAGAUUUCACCGCCAAAGACGAGGACUGCCCGCAUCUCGGAUAUACCCCAGUCUGACGCGGACGAGGAAUUUGUUCCCACUAUACGGGGCACGCGAAGGCCAACAUUCAGAUCUCCCUCCUCUGUCAUGGCAAUGCAGAUGUCUUCUCCGCCUGCGUCAGCCACUGGAACUCCCAGAUCCAGUCGCCGUACACCAAGAUCGACUGUUUCGAGGCUUGGGUCACCGAGUGUCUCCGCACAGUACUCACCAAGGAAGACUAAGACUCCUCCUCGAUUUAAGAGAAAUACACCGCCACUAGUACUGCUGCAUGUCACUGUGCUCCCAUCACGCUGGGUCUGGGGUCAUGUUUUGGAUAAUGCUCAGCCAAGUGAAUUGAGUCCCGAGGGGAAAACCCUUUGGGAGUCCUGGAACCAGCUGCAAGAUCGUACAGCCGAUACAAUUUCAGAUCGCGGCAUUCUUUUGCCCCACCCGCAGAAUGACUAUGAAGUCUUGGAGGAGCGACUGCUUGAGACUCUGGACCUCCCUCUUCGACGGAGAGCCCGAAUCUUGGAGUGUGGGCAUUAUUUGGGGCCAUCAAAUGAAAUGUCCUUGUCGGAGGAGAUGGAAAGUGAAGACGAGGAUUAUUAUGAUGAACACCGCUCGCCUCGACAGAGCAUGGCGGAGCAAACUCAUUGGUGCAAGACCUGCAGCUCACAGAUCAGAUAUGAUUCGCUCGGUGACGGCAAGGUCUACCGAGUCAAGGUGUAUGCAAGUAAUGGCCUGAUGCGAGCUGGUGCCUGGGAAGCCUGUUGGAAAGAUAUGGAACGAGUCGAUGUCGAGCUGGAGCCCAUAAUUGACUCGAAGCUCCAAGAGGAACUCACCUGUUUGGCUGCUGAGCAGGAGAGGGCUCUGGAAAUGGAAGAACAAGCUGCUGCGGCUGCGGCUGCAGCUGUUGACGAGGAGAUUCAGCAACACGAAGAGGAGGAGGCUGCUGAACGGUCGUAUAUGCCCGAGCACAUGGAUAUGUCCGUCCAUAUGGAGGAGCCCCCUCAGCCUGAGAUCCACGCCAAAUCCAGCCCACCAUAUGAGAAUGACUGCGAAAUGGGAGAUGAGAAAAGGUUGAGAGAGGUUUAUGGCUCUAGUCCACCACCUCGGCCAGAAAGUUCAUCCAUUCCACAGCCCCGACGCUCGGAUCUCGUGUCGCAGGAAACACCAGCUUCCCCGUCUGUGGAGGCUCUCGAGAGACGAGAGGAACGACGCGAAAGCCGGCAGCAAGCUUAUAAGAGCUCUUCGCUGCCUGAGCUCAUCCUUGAAGCUGUCAAGGUGCUCAUGAAGGAUCAAAAGAACGUCUUGAUAGGACUGUUGAGUCUUGUGGUACUGGUGCUUGCUGUCAGGAGUGGAUCGACACCGACUGACGUUGGCGUAAAGGCUGUUGUUCCAGAACCAGUUAUACCAGUCGUAGUCGAAAAGCCUGCUGAAACUGCUUCUGGGAUGGUGGAUCCUUCAACGGUUGACGCUGAACAACAACCAGCGCGGGAGACAAUUAAUGUUGAAAACGAGCCAAAGGUUGAAAUAAUGGAGUCUGCCCAGGCGUCUAGCACGACACAGGUAUCUGAGACGUUAUUGAAUGCUGCACCUACGAGUACGAUUGAGAUUACUAGGACUGUUACAAAGGCAAUGACGGAGACUCGUACGGAAACGAUGAUUGAGACGGUUACAGCAACCAAGUUUGAGACGAUUACGGAAAUGGUGCCUCAGACGAUUACAGAGACGAUGGCUGAGACCAUUACGGAAACCAUGGUUGAGACGGUUACGGUUGAAGCCUUGCCUACGGAGACGGCAAAAGAUGUUCCGAAUAUUGAGAAGUCCGAGGCUGUCGGGGAAGAAACUAUCCCGGAGCAGGUAUCUGUGGGGGAUGAGGGCGGUGAUGGGAUGGGUGAAGAACUAUAG